Messenger RNA from Oncorhynchus kisutch (coho salmon), 7020 nucleotides. Its product is annotated as apoptosis regulator Bcl-2-like. Gene Ontology annotation, biological process: extrinsic apoptotic signaling pathway in absence of ligand; release of cytochrome c from mitochondria; intrinsic apoptotic signaling pathway in response to DNA damage. NCBI's taxonomy places the organism in Eukaryota, Metazoa, Chordata, Actinopteri, Salmoniformes, Salmonidae. Gene Ontology annotation, molecular function: BH domain binding. The transcript is spliced from 2 exons. The coding region runs from base 599 to 1279 and encodes 226 amino acids. The record is from RefSeq and is a predicted model, not a curated record. Gene Ontology annotation, cellular component: mitochondrial outer membrane.
AAAUACCUCACCAGCAAAGCAGCAAAGAGUGUACAACAGGCAGCAAUUGUGGGAUACAUUCCUCACUCAAAACGUCUUUAUGUAUGCGUAAAACGCCGCUGGAAUAGUUUUCGGUAUCAUAUUCUGGAUGCAUGCGACGUUGACCUUCAUAUGUAGAUUUUCGGUCAUGUAUUUGUAGUGUACAUUAUGUGCAUAUGGAGAAUAUUUUUUAUCUCUUCCGUAUUUCUGGCUGUCUAGAUUUGGAGUCUACAGAGAAGGGAACUGUCGCCACUUUUUGACCAACGCUUCGAAUAUUUUAUUUUGAGAGCACAAUUGGGAACAUUUGGAAAUUCUGACGUGGUUUAUAUUUGGACUUUUCACGGUUUCAGCCUAGUUGGGUGAAGGGGCCGUUUUUCAAUCCACACAUAUCGCUCCCUUUCCAGUGUUUCGUUUUGCACAGUUCAAUUGUAGGCGGCUAUCCUAAAAACUUGAACAGAACAUUUUCUCAGAAAUACACUUUUCGUUUGAUCUGAUGUAUUGUGCGAUGCAGUGCAUAUAUACAAUUAUGAUGUAUUAUUCUUAAAAACGAGGAUUUUUGAGGUCAUCAGUGGCAAUCAUAAUGGCAAACGACGACAACCGCUUUAUAGUGGAAAAGUACAUUUGUCACAAACUCUUGAAACGAGGAUAUGCGUGGGAUUUCGAGGAUGCCGAGGAGGAGGAAGGUGCUGCUAAUAAUGGGUCGAUGAUUUCUCCUCGGCCGGGUUUGGCACGGCGGUGCCACGGGGCCAAUAACGGCGGACCGGGCAGCGUCCCUAGUCUUUCCAAAUGGCUCUCCCAACCGGACCCGCAUGCAGCUAUUCACAGAGUUUUGCGUGAGGCCGGGGACGAACUCGAAAGACUGUACCAGCCCGACUUUGCAGAGAUGUCACACCAGCUGUAUCUCACAUCCUCCACGGCUGAGAGGAGAUUUAGAGAGGUGAUAGACGAGCUGUUCAGGGAUGGGGUUAACUGGGGACGGAUUAUCGCCUUCUUCGAGUUCGGGGGCACAAUAUGCGUGGAAUGCGUGAACAAGGAGAUGACGUCGCAGGUGGAUCACAUCGCGGUGUGGAUGACAGAGUAUCUAAAUGGACCACUGCUCAACUGGAUUCAGGAGAACGGGGGAUGGGAGGCUUUUGUUGAGCUCUAUGACAGACAGAGGGACUCGGUGUUCUGUUCGUGGCCGUCCAUCAAGACCGUCUUCGGCCUGGCUGCACUGGGGGCCGCAAGCCUUACCAUCGGAGCAUACCUUACACAGAAGUGAAGGAGUUCUCCUUUUCUCUCCCUCUCUUUUUGUCCUCCCUCCCUCUUGCUACUUUCUCUUUUCAAAGGCAGCCCUGCCCCCUCCGAGACGAUCCUGAAUCCCCAACCUGCAUGUCUUCAAAGCCUCUCUCUCUCUCUUUCUCUCCCUGUUCUCGAAAAAACUCCCUCUUUCUUAACCCUCAUUUUAUAAAACAAAGGCCCAAAUCAAACAACAGCAGGAAACAGAGUCACUGCCCAGACAGAAGAAAACAUGUCAUGAAACAGUCACUGCCCACAGAGAAGAAAACAUGUAAUGAAACAGAGUCACUGCCCACAGAGAAGAAAACAUGUCAUGAAACAGAGUCACUGCCCACAGAGAAGAAAACAUGUCAUGAAACAGAGUCACUGCCCACAGAGAAGAAAACAUGUCAUGAAACAGUCACUGCCCACAGAGAAGAAAACAUGUAAUGAAACAGAGUCACUGCCCACAGAGAAGAAAACAUGUAAUGAAACAGUCACUGCCCACAGAGAAGAAAACAUGUAAUGAAACAGUCACUGCCCACAGAGAAGAAAACAUGUCAUGAAACAGUCACUGCCCACAGAGAAGAAAACAUGUCAUGAAACAGAGUCACUGCCCACAGAGAAGAAAACAUGUAAUGAAACAGAGUCACUGCCCACAGAGAAGAAAACAUGUCAUGAAACAGUCACUGCCCACAGAGAAGAAAACAUGUAAUGAAACAGUCACUGCCCACAGAGAAGAAAACAUGUCAUGAAACAGUCACUGCCCACAGAGAAGAAAACAUGUCAUGAAACAGAGUCACUGCCCACAGAGAAGAAAACAUGUCAUGAAACAGAGUCACUGCCCACAGAGAAGAAAACAUGUCAUGAAACAGUCACUGCCCACAGAGAAGAAAACAUGUCAUGAAACAGAGUCACUGCCCACAGAGAAGAAAACAUGUAAUGAAACAGUCACUGCCCACAGAGAAGAAAACAUGUCAUGAAACAGAGUCACUGCCCACAGAGAAGAAAACAUGUAAUGAAACAGUCACUGCCCACAGAGAAGAAAACAUGUCAUGAAAGCCGUGCCGUUUAACUGUAAUCACAGAAUGUUUGGAGAGACAACUGAGGGCUUGACAAGAGAGGAGAGGAGGGGCGGGUUGGCAUGUGUCCUUUUUGUUCGGCCUGCUUCAGUACUAGUUGUAGCAUGAAACCUUUGUGUGCUCGUGUAGAUUUGUGUAGCAUGUGUCGGUGUGGCAAAAGAAAGCAGAUAUUGCACCUGAGGCCUCCCUUGAAGGAUUUACUAAUAGGAGUGCAAGGACAUUGAUGAUUCAACCGCUUGCACCAAGGUGAUGGCCCCGACCCCGGUUGUUAGGGCGAGGAGCUCUUUUGAACUGUGUGCCCCUUUCAACCCACCUUCAAAGGACUUCCUCCACACAACAGCAGCUCUGAAUGUAUAAUGGAAGGAGUUCGCCACUAACCAGAACGGUGUGUCUGUCCACCCACCGCUUCUACAGUGCAAUAUACCAGGAGCAUCACUCGACUCUGAACACACAGCAUCGUUAUAAAUACAUGUAUAGAUACAAGGUCUCAUCAGAACGCCAUCUAGGUGCCACAGAUGCAGCUUGCCCUGCAGAGAUCUGAAAGAGAGCUGUUGGACUGUGCAGUGGAGCCUCUUUCUUUGCAUUUGACCCAUAUGAAAUGUAAUAAGAGAGGAUAGAGGGAGGCAUGGUAGAGAGGAUAGAGGGAGGCAUGGUAGAGAGGAUAGAGGGAGGCAUGGUAGAGAGGAUAGAGGGAGGCAUGGUAGAGAGGAUAGAGGGAGGCAUGGUAGAGAGGAUAGAGGGAGGCAUGGUAGAGAGGAUAGAGGGAGGCAUGGUAGAGAGGAUAGAGGGAGGCAUGGUAGAGAGGAUAGAGGGAGGCAUUGUAGAGAGGAUAGAGGGAGGCAUUGUAGAGAGGAUAGAGGGAGGCAUUGUAGAGAGGAUAGAGGGAGGCAUUGUAGAGAGGAUAGAGGGAGGCAUGGUAGAGAGGAUAGAGGGAGGCAUGGUAGAGAGGAUAGAGGGAGGCAUUGUAGAGAGGAUAGAGGGAGGCAUUGUAGAGAGGAUAGAGGGAGGCAUUGUAGAGAGGAUAGAGGGAGGCAUUGUAGAGAGGAUAGAGGGAGGCAUUGUAGAGAGGAUAGAGGGAGGCAUGGUAGAGAGGAUAGAGGGAGGCAUGGUAGAGAGGAUAGAGGGAGGCAUGGUAGAGAGGAUAGAGGGAGGCAUGGUAGAGAGGAUAGAGGGAGGCAUGGUAGAGAGGAUAGAGGGAGGCAUGGUAGAGAGGAUAGAGGGAGGCAUUGUAGAGAGGUUGGAGGGAGGCAUGAUAGAGAGGAUAGAGGGAGGCAUGGUAGAGAGGAUAGAGGGAGGCAUGGUAGAGAGGAUAGAGGGAGGCAUUGUAGAGAGGAUAGAGGGAGGCAUUGUAGAGAGGAUAGAGGGAGGCAUUGUAGAGAGGAUAGAGGGAGGCAUGGUAGAGAGGAUAGAGGGAGGCAUGGUAGAGAGGAUAGAGGGAGGCAUGGUAGAGAGGAUAGAGGGAGGCAUUGUAGAGAGGAUAGAGGGAGGCAUUGUAGAGAGGAUAGAGGGAGGCAUUGUAGAGAGGAUAGAGGGAGGCAUGGUAGAGAGGAUAGAGGGAGGCAUUGUAGAGAGGAUAGAGGGAGGCAUUGUAGAGAGGAUAGAGGGAGGCAUGGUAGAGAGGAUAGAGGGAGGCAUGGUAGAGAGGAUAGAGGGAGGCAUUGUAGAGAGGAUAGAGGUAGGCAUUGUAGAGGAUAGAGGGAGGCAUUGAAGGAGUGAAAAGCAGGUUAGUUAGAGCUUUUGGCAGCCCAAACCCCUGUUUUAUCAAUCAAAUCAAUCAAUCAAAUGUAUUUAUAAAGCCCUUUUUACAUCAGCCGAUGUCACAAAGUGCUCUACAGAAACCCAGCCUAAAACCCCAAACAGCAAGCAAUGCAGAUGUAGAAGCACAGUGGCUAGGAAAAACUCCCUAGAAAGGCAGAAACCUAGAGAGGAACCAGGCUAUGAGGGGUGGCCAGUCCUCUUCUGGCUGUACCAGGUGGAGAUUAUAACAGAACAUGGCCAAGAUGUUCAAAUGUGCAUAGAUGACCAGCAUGGUCAGAUAAUAAUAAUAAUCAGAUGUUACUGACAGAAAGUGAAAAAAUAUUAUCCCACCUAGCUGGGUUUCUGGCUUAGUCGAGAUCAGAGAGGGAGAGAGGGAGAGAGGGAUAGAGGGAGAGAGAGAGAGGUAAAUAGAGAGAAAGAAAGAGAACGUGUGAGAAAUAAAAAAGAGGGAGCAAGAGAAGAGAGAAUGUCAAUGUGGAUACAGAGAAAGAGAACAAGGAGUUUUAGGAACAUACAAUGCUUGGGGACAAACAUAAGAGAGACAGUGAGCCUCCCUCUCCAGACCUAGACACUCUCAGUCUCAUCUGCAGGAAGAACUGACUCUCCCAGAAAGGCAUGGAUCAGUUUGGCCUCACGUCACUCACUCACUGUGUCAGCAUUUUGGAUGUCUCUGACUGCCUCUCGUUGUAGUACUCUUUAUCUUUCUCUCUAUCUCUCUUGGUUUCUCUCUCCCCCUCUUGCCUGUACAGUAUGUCUGAGCAGAACUCAUGGCCUCACCCAAGCCAAGCCACUGCUGUAAGGGGACUGAACCAAACCGCCAAUUCUCCUAGAACAUGUGUCCUCCAGCUGCUACUGUUGCUGGGCUCUUAGGGGACAAAGAGACCCUCCUCACAGGCCACGUUAAUGGUUGAUUCCACAUUUAGGACGACCAUGUUGGAGACAUAGUAAAUCCCAGUGUGCACCUCUCACAGUAUCUCGAACCGUAUCAAACUCUCACAGCAAGAAGAAUCCCUGUUGGACUCUGUACUGUGUUGGAGUGAAGUGGUGUCCAUUGUAUUCCCAGUAAACUGAGAUAUUUGAGCACCCUUUGCGAGGUUGGCACCGGCUGGCACAGAGCGCAACAUCUCUUCAGAGUAAACAAUCAUUUCCAACAAUGUUUUAUGUGUUUGUCUAGCGUUCCGGAAAAGCUUAGGGUUCUAUUCAAACUGUGUCGCUGAAGCGCUACAGAUGGCGUGACAGAAACGUGAAGGUCAUUUCUGAUUGAGCCGACAUAUACAAUGUUUACCGUGGAUGCAGUCUCCUCCAACGAGAGAACAUUACCUUUACAUUUCAGUUGGGCUUUCGCGCUGAACUCUGGAGAUCUGGAUUGAAUAUAGCCCUUACUAUCCAUAUGUACUCUCUUGCUCUCUCUUUCACACACACACACACACACACACACACACACACACACACACACACACACACACACACACACACACACACACACACACACACACACACACACACACACAGUAUGUUUAUGUAGAUAAGUGUAAAGAGCAUGUUGUUGAACCAUCUAAAUUCCGUGUAGACUGUCAUGUGUAGACUGUCAUGUGUAGACUGUCACUUUUUUCAAAAACAAAUCUCAUUCUUCUUUAAUGUCUUCUUACAUCAAUGCAAAAAAAAAUGAAUCUGAAGUUUUCCCAGAAUGAAUAUUCACUAUGUAUACCCAUAUCUACUGUAUAUCAGAAUAGGACAAAUGAUACAUAUGCCAACUUCUGAUUUGUAUUUAUUGAGAGGUACCAGAACACAGAUAUUUAAAUCAUAGAUGGGACAACAAGUUAAGAUCAUGGAGACACUCAAGUGUCUAGAGAAAUGGUAUCUUUAGUUUUAUUAAUGGAACAAUACACUAUUUGGGGCUGCUAUUGUAUCGAACGUAACAUUGAAUAGUGACUUUCUGCGUAAGACGUGUUAAUUUUGGCUUAUCGCUGCUAUACUGUAUAGUCCUGAUUUAACUUAACUCACAGCUUCAAACUGCCACACAGAUACAGUAUCGUUAUAGAAAGCUGUAAACCAAAGUUAACCUGUAAGUAACAUUGUGUUCAUAGGAUGUGAAGAUGUAGCAUGAAGAGAUAAACACAGGCCAAUUCACUUUCACUCCUUUGAAAGAGUGUCAGAGUCAGAUUUUGCAGGAUUUCUGUGGAAGGGUUGUUGUAAAGAUGCGUCCCAAACGGCAGCCUAUCCCCUUUAUAGUGCAUUACUUUUGACUCGGGCCUGUGGGGCUCCAGUAAAUAGUAGUGCCCCAUGUAGGAAAUAGGAUAUAAUUUGGGGCACAGUAAAUAUUAGCCUGCUUGGUGUUGUUCAUAAUGUUUCAGUACAUACUGUGGCACCCAACUGUAUAUAUGGUCACCCGUGCUUUAAUGAUAUGUAUGUAUGGUGAUAGUUAACAUAGUUAUGAAUUCCUUCUCAAGUGUAUGUAGUGGCAGAAAACAGUCUCCACAUCUUGUGCUUUUUACCUGCUAGAUUAUAUCAUCUUAACCACAGGCACUAUUAUUUUUCUAUAAUAACAUUAGUUGUGAAUCCCCCCCCCCCUACUCGUGAUAAACCCUCAAUGGAUAUGCACAUAGACACAUAUAAAAACAUUGUUUUCAGUACUGUAGUCUUGUCCAGACCUUUUAGAUAAUUAGUCAUUAACCUGUUCAUAAUUCAAAGAUGUGUGAUGGUUUUCUCAGAUCCCCUACUGUAAUGCUGUUUAAAUGAUUGUAGCCUACAUGACACCAUGGUUGUAGCAUUGUAAAUAGAAUCCUCAGCCUGUGGCACUUAAAAAGGUGAAAGGAAAAGCGUUACCAUUGUUUACUGCUAAGUAUGUAUUCACAAUAAGCUAGCUGGGAUCAUGUUGUUCCCAAUAAACCACAUAUUUCCUGCA